Messenger RNA from Antrostomus carolinensis (chuck-will's-widow), 1415 nucleotides. RefSeq names its product queuosine-tRNA mannosyltransferase (gene QTMAN). Gene Ontology annotation, molecular function: glycosyltransferase activity. The record is from RefSeq and is a predicted model, not a curated record. NCBI's taxonomy places the organism in Eukaryota, Metazoa, Chordata, Aves, Caprimulgiformes, Caprimulgidae. The transcript has 8 exons. Bases 1 to 1035 code for a protein of 344 amino acids.
AUGACGGAGAUCUGGACAGAGAAGCUCCAACAAGUGAUGGUGAAGAGUGGAAAAAAGGUAGAUCUCUUAGGUGAUUUGGCCAGUGGCUUGAAAAUGGAGAGAAACAUGAAAAUAAUAUGGCAAGGGAUGAUUUUUUUUUUUUUUCUGUCUCUUUUUCCUAACAGAUUCAUGCCAGAACAUAAACUUGCCCAUUUGGAACAGGUAAUUGGUGUUAAAAGAAAUGGAGAUGCUUAUCAAUUGGAGGGUCUCCCUGGCCAGCAGAAGAGCAAAGCUUUGGGAGGUUUAAUGAAAAACAGCAACGCUCAUCGUGAGUCUGGACUUUGUGAAGCCCAGCCUGGACUUUGUACCACACAGCAGGAGGGGCUGCCUUCCCCAUCACCAGCACCGGCGAGAUUGAACAAGUCUGAAGCAUCAGAAAGUACAAAUCCUUGUCAAGAAGAAGAUAAGCAACAUCUGACUUUUAACCUCUGUAAUAUCUUGAGUGGACGGGACUAUCAGCAAAGACCUUUACAUGUUGUCUGGCCUCACAGGUGGGAACAUGACAAAGGUCCUGAAACUUUCUUCAAAGUCCUACUGAAACUGAAGGAGGAAGAUCUACCUUUUCAUGUGUCUGUCCUUGGAGAGACUUUCACUGAAAUUCCAGAUAUCUUUUCAGAGGCCAAAAAAGCUUUGGGAUCUUCUGUCUUGCACUGGGGCUACUUACCCAGCAAAGAUGACUAUUUCCAGGCUCUCUGCAUGGCCGAUGUUGUCAUCUCGACAGCUAAACAUGAAUUCUUUGGCGUGGCAAUGGUCGAAGCUGUAUAUUGCGGCUGUUACCCGCUGUGUCCCAAAGCCUUGGUGUACCCAGAGAUAUUUCCAGCUGAAUAUCUGUAUUCUACACCUGAACAGCUUUUGAAAAGGCUUCAGAAUUUCUGCAAGAGACCAGAUAUUGUAAGGAAACAUCUCUAUAAGGGCGAGACGGCUGGGUUUUCUUGGGCAGCGCUCGGCGGUAAAUUCAGGUCUCUGCUCGCAGCAGAACCGAGAGAAGAUUUGUGACAGAUGGGGCUAAGUCACAAACUUGCAGCCUCAGGCAGAAUUGUGGAAGUUUCCAGAGUGUGCCCAUAUUUACCUGAUCAGAGAGAAAAGAAAAUCUGCAGAGGAAGCCGAGCCUGGCUGCUUGUCAUAGCUGACACAGAGCCAUCUGCCACAAACCUGUGGCGGCUUCAGAUCUCCAAUCCCUGCCACCACCCCAGCUCAAAUUAAAUACAGAUUCUUAGAGACGUUAUGAUGGUUACACAUGUCCUCGGCAUCACAUGCAGGAGACUGUUCAAAAAAAAUAUGUGGCCUGUUGUAUAACCGCACUCAUGUAUCCCAUAUGUGGUGCCACAUUGAAUUUCCGGUUGAAUCUGUUUUUAUCCUUUGUACUGGAUGACAUG